CCCCAGCCCGGAGUAAACACCUACUCAGCCAGCUAGCUCACUGUUAAACUCUCAGCCACGCGUUAUUGGGAUAGCCAGCUCCGAUGGAUACAGAGGCGGAAGAAAACAUUGAUUUCAAAGCACUUCGGGAAAAAUUUCAAAAGUCUGAUAUAAUAAAGAUCAAGCCCAGUGGUAAACCACCUUUAAAAGCUCCUGAAACACCUGGAGUGGCUCGUACUAAAACAGCACUGAACGUAACCAACAUUAACAUUUUUGAGACAGUUCCUCUUCACAAUGCUGCUGUUCAACAAACUAAUGCACAAUCUCUACAUCCUCCUGUUCCUCUGAUAAAGCCAGCAGUAGUUCCUAAGCCUGUACUUUUGAAAUUACCUGACUGGACAGCCCCCAAUGAUCCAGAUGAAAGUGGAAGAAAACCUGAAGAUCUCACUAGCUAUAAAGGUGUGUCAUUGAGGGUUAGUUCUGACAGUCUUCAAAAACUUGAAAAUAAAACCUCAGAAUCCAGACCUUCAAAAGAUAACGUCAUAAGUGACCAACUGAAUGCAAUCUCAUUUAAAGAAAAAUUAAAUAUUUGGGAGAAUACUUUGCAUUGCAUUAGUGCACCAGCUGAAAAGAUAAUAUGUGGUACGCUUCCUCCUUCACUGUCAAAUUCAAGAGCAAAUUCUUAUUUUCCUCCUAAGACAACAUGUCAUGCUGACCCACAUUUCAGGACAACUUCUCUUUCACAAUAUAGGAAGGAAAAUCUAAGUAUGGAGCCAGAGAUACAGAUAUCUGCUGCAAGAAAAGAAAUUGUCCAGUCUAUGCUCAUCCAAAGUAGUGACAUUUCUCAAUCAAUUGAUAACUGUGGAAUUAUUGUUCCACCUCUUCCACCAAAAACAUAUCUUUCUUGCCCAAAAGUUGAUCAGAAAAGAUUAAAACUAGAUGCCAACCACAGUGCAGGGUCAGAGACUUCUUCAGGGUUGCCAUUGGAAAACUCUCAAGAAUCAAAGUUGCCAAUGGAUCAAGGAGUAGGACACACUCAUGAAAAAGGCUACCAACCUACAGUCCUGCGACGCAGAGAGUUGCCAUCUGUUGAAGUAUUGGGACCUCCUCCAGUGAAACCACCCAGACCAUUCGAUGUAGACUUUGGCAUGUUACAGAGGAUCAAAACAGCCAGUUAUACUCCAACUGAAUUUUCUAAGAAGAAUGGCAUCUCUUCGUCAUCGGUAUCAUACACAGAUGAAUGUACAGUUUUAAGCACUGCAAGCAGUAUACAUGAAGAAACCAAUAAUAAAAAGGAGCAGCAAUGCCAAGAAGCUGAGCUGAAAAAUGUGUUGCAAAUCAGAAAAACAAAAGGGAAACAUCAAGACCAAGUUAAGGAAUGUGAAAAUAAAGAAAUAAGAGAAAAAGAACUACACAGGAAAUUCAAUCUCACGGGCCUGGAGCUUCCAAUAUAUAAAGUUCAAGUGCAGCAGCAUUUAAAGGGAGGAAAACUGGGCCUCACUGUGAAACAAGGUGAAAUAGUGGAAAUUAUCCGUAUGGUUGACUGUCCUACUGGAAAGUGGCUGGCCAGAACUCAUGAUGGGAACUAUGGUUACAUCCAAAUUGAUGCUGUGAAAAUGGAUAAUGCUGAAAUUAAAGAAAUUAGUAAAAGAAUUUUAAAGCAAACAGAAACAUUUGAGGAAAUAUAUGAUGAUGUUGGUCUUCCUGAAAUAACACCUGAACUAUGUUUCGCAUCCCCACUUCAAAGUGUUGGCUCUGGGAAAUCCUGUGAAGCAACAGAUGCCAAAAAAGAAUCCGAGAAAAGAAACAGUGGAAAUAAGAUGAACCCCCUAACAAAAAUCUUACAGAAAGGAAAAGAAAAGAAAAAGGGCCAUGAAAGUUCCUUGUAUACCCUGCAACCUGAAUUUGGAUUUGUAUCCCACGGUAAUGAUAACUCAAGCAAUUUGUCAGCAAGUCAAAAAUUGAGCGGUUCACAGAACUGUUUUGUGGAUGAGGACCAGUUAGAUGAACAAGUGUAUGAUGAUGCAGAGACCUGUCACUCAGAAUCUCUUCGAAAAGACCGAAUUAAGGAAUUGGGGAAACUGUUCAAGAAGGAGACUGGUGAUGGAGAACGGUGGAAGAAGGUAAAAACGAGAAAAAAUAAAGCACAAGAUCGUCUCAGUACCAGUUCAAGGUCACAGUCUGUUUCAUCUAUAACUAACUCGGAAAGUGGUGCAAGCAGUGUGUAUGAAGAUGUUAACAGUAUAAAGGAAUAUGGUGAUUUUGAAGGUGGAGCUUCAAAAUCAGACCCAAAUAAAACCAGUUGGGCAAAUAUCUUCAGGAAGCGUGAAGAAAAUGUAAGGACGACUGGAGAAAUGAACACACAGGUACAAGAAGCUGAAAGACUGGAUGGCAAUAAUGAGGAUGGCCUCACUGCAGAUUUUAAGGCAACCAGGGAGAAGGUGAAAGGUAUAUUCAAAGGCAAGAGAAAAGAUCAAAAUGAAGAAAAAGAGACAAAAGUGAAUAAAAAGAAAAUACUAAAAGAGCAAGAAUUUAGAGAAAAGUUUAAUUAUACUAAGGAGAUAGUUGUGGAAAACAUUGCAGUUGUAGAGCAGAAUGCCGUAAAGGAGAAAAAAGGAUCCUUGUACUUACCCAUAAAGUCCGGAGAGAAGCUGGAUGUGAUUGAUAUUGGAGAAGGAAACCAAAUUAUCUGUCGAAACUCAGAUGGCAAAUAUGGUUAUGUUCACGUACGGCAUUUAACAUUUGGAAACCAGAAUUAACAGGAAUGCUUUACUUUGGAAGGAAAUGAACACGUCAUUGUUUUGAGAAUUUCUGUAUAUAGUAUAUUUAUAGCUAUCACUUUAAUGCACAGUCAUUUCAGUAGCACAUCAAAAUGCCUGUCUAUUGUAAUAAAAGAUGCGGAAAGGCAAAACACAAUCUUCCUGGAAUACACAUGAUUGUACAAAUUGCUGCAAGAUAUGGCAGAUAGUGUCAUCACAUUGAUAACUUCUGAGCAAAAGGCACAUUAAUGUGUGUUUGAAUCCAAAAAAAACACAUUUGACUGGAGUAUAAUGAAUAAAAUAUAAAACAAA
Messenger RNA from Stegostoma tigrinum, 3050 nucleotides. RefSeq names its product FYN-binding protein 2-like. Gene Ontology annotation, molecular function: protein binding. The record is from RefSeq and is a predicted model, not a curated record. Gene Ontology annotation, biological process: protein localization to plasma membrane; integrin-mediated signaling pathway; T cell receptor signaling pathway. Gene Ontology annotation, cellular component: plasma membrane. The coding region runs from base 84 to 2738 and encodes 884 amino acids. NCBI's taxonomy places the organism in Eukaryota, Metazoa, Chordata, Chondrichthyes, Orectolobiformes, Stegostomatidae. The transcript is spliced from 23 exons.